This is a messenger RNA of Lytechinus variegatus (green sea urchin), 1310 nucleotides long. Its product is annotated as zinc finger protein 2 homolog. Gene Ontology annotation, biological process: regulation of transcription by RNA polymerase II. NCBI's taxonomy places the organism in Eukaryota, Metazoa, Echinodermata, Echinoidea, Temnopleuroida, Toxopneustidae. The record is from RefSeq and is a predicted model, not a curated record. Bases 81 to 1013 code for a protein of 310 amino acids. The transcript has a single exon. Gene Ontology annotation, molecular function: DNA-binding transcription factor activity; RNA polymerase II cis-regulatory region sequence-specific DNA binding.
UUUCACCCCAACAGUACUGUUUCAUUUCCUUUCUUUUGCGUUCAGAUUCAGAACUUCAUGAAGAACACCAGGACAGUCCAAUGUUGGAGCACCCACUAACAGGCAAUAUGAUAAAUGAAUGCAACAAGGAUUCAAAGAAACUGAAAGCUACAGAGGAGGGCAUCAAAGAACCAAUUCUGCCAACAGGAAAAGAUGCCAAACAAACCAGUUCAGGUAAAUAUGAUACUGGUGAUUCCAUGAUAAGGUGCAGUACAGAUCUUACAAAAGUGAAUGGUGAAAGGAAUGGUUCUCGGAGUAGUUUAAGUGGUGAUGUUGACAGUAGCAAUGCCUUUGAAAAUGUGCUAACAGAAAGAACAUCUUCAAAGGCCAACAUGAUCGCCAAGUCUAAGAAAAAGGCUAAACCCUUGACACACGCUAUUCCUCAUAUUUCUCCUGACUACAACAAGAUAAGUUUUGUAUCGGAGAAUAGCCUCAAGAUACGGAUCAAAAAACGAGAUCGGCAGUAUCAAUGCAGCAUUUGUAAUAGGUUUUUCAAAAGCUCUGUUCUCAAUGCUCAUAUGAGGACACAUUCGAAUAAAAAGCGCCACCAAUGUCCUCAGUGUGGCAGGCGGUUCGGCGUCAAGAACACACUCAUUGUCCAUAUGAGGACACACAGCGGGGAAAAGCCCUACGAGUGUUCUGUGUGUGGUAGGCGGUUUUCUCAGAGUGGGGCCCUGACCACACACUUGAAGACGCACUCGGAUGAAAAAGCUUACCAGUGUGUAGAGUGCGGGAGACGGUUCACUCUAAGGUACACACUCGUUAUCCACAUGAGAACACAUUCCGGGGAAAAACCUUACGAGUGCCCCGUGUGUCAGAAGAGGUUUUCUCAAUGCUCUGGCCUGGCUACACAUAAGAAGACACAUGUUAGGAAGGAGAAACCUUACCAAUGCCCACUCUGUCUCAAGAGGAUGUCCAACAAGGAAUCUCUUGAUUUCCAUUUUGCAAAUGAACAUACAUUGGAAAACCCGUAAGAUUGCAAAAGCUCACAAAGACGUACCAAGUUUAAUUCUUAUGACAGUUGUUUGUAUAGUGCAUGAAUUGCAUUGGAGAACCCAUAAACUUCAUAAGUAUUAAACCAAGUGUAAUACUUUGAUUUGUAUACCACAUGAAUUGCAUCCAUACAAUAAAAAAACAAAUAUUAGAUGGGAAACAAGAGUUUAGCAAUCAAAUUAAACCAAAUCGAUUACCCAAGUUUUAUACCCAAUAAUACUCAUUAUAAGUAUCAAAUAUCACAAGACUAUUCUAAAUUCAUCUAAAGUUAUUAGACA